This is a messenger RNA of Hippocampus zosterae (dwarf seahorse), 1781 nucleotides long. RefSeq names its product ras-related protein Rab-8A. NCBI's taxonomy places the organism in Eukaryota, Metazoa, Chordata, Actinopteri, Syngnathiformes, Syngnathidae. Gene Ontology annotation, molecular function: GTP binding; GTPase activity. Gene Ontology annotation, biological process: cellular response to insulin stimulus; protein localization to plasma membrane; Golgi vesicle fusion to target membrane. The coding region runs from base 65 to 685 and encodes 206 amino acids. Gene Ontology annotation, cellular component: trans-Golgi network transport vesicle; plasma membrane; synaptic vesicle. The record is from RefSeq and is a predicted model, not a curated record. The transcript is spliced from 8 exons.
UGCUGACCGUAGGUGACGUCACAAGAGGCGGGAUAUCCGCAGCGGUAAAGCUCUAGCUAAUAACAUGGCGAAGACUUACGACUACUUGUUCAAACUACUUUUAAUCGGCGACUCCGGGGUGGGGAAAACGUGUGUGCUAUUCCGAUUUUCAGAGGACGCCUUCAACUCGACGUUCAUCUCCACCAUAGGUAUUGACUUCAAGAUCAGAACAAUAGAACUAGACGGGAAGAAGAUCAAGCUACAGAUAUGGGAUACAGCGGGCCAGGAGAGAUUCAGGACCAUCACAACAGCCUACUACAGAGGAGCUAUGGGCAUCAUGCUAGUAUACGACAUCACCAACGAGAAGUCCUUUGACAACAUCAAGAACUGGAUACGAAACAUAGAAGAGCACGCCUCUGCAGAUGUGGAGAGAAUGGUCCUCGGAAACAAAUGUGACGUCAAUGACAAGCGACAGGUGUCAAAAGAAAGAGGAGAAAAGCUGGCCCUGGAGUAUGGCAUCAAGUUCAUGGAGACCAGCGCGAAGGCCAACAUCAACGUGGAGAACGCCUUCUUAUCCCUUGCCCGAGAUAUCAAAGCCAAGAUGGACAAGAAGCUGGAGGGUAACAACCCCCAAGGCAGCAGUCAAGGAGUGAAGAUCACAGAGCAGCCCAAGAAGAGCAGCUUCUUCCGCUGCUCGCUCCUGUGAGCCGCUGUUGGCAUCCACCGUCGAUCGCCUUAACUUUUGUCCUCCCCCUCCACUGGACAGAACUGGACAGAGCCGGCUCGGAUCUCUCCUUUAAAACGUCUUAACCCGUCUUCCUUUUCACUCAGCUGUCUUCUCCACCCAGGGUGGCGUUAAACAACCAGUCUUCCCGUGACUCCUGUGAAUUGAACUACGGUGGCCUGUUACAUACAUGCCGAGGCCAUUAUGUUUUGUACUGCUACCUACAUAGAUUUUAUUGACUUUUAAAAACCACCUCGACCACCCCCCCCCCUUUUAAGCUUUUGUUGAACAUCCAGACACAGCCCAAAAGUACAAAUUGACCAAAGUUUUUUUUUUGUAUACUUGCGUUGAGUUUUCCUAUUUUGGAAGCCAACUGGGUACUCUACAUUCCAUUCCUCAUAUUCAGGAAAGAGGCACCAAGUAGAUACUGAGUCCCAAUUCAAAAUUUGAAAAUUGAAAUUGUAUUUGCAAGUCAAGGCACCACUAUUAGCCCCCCCCCCAUGAAACCAUCUUCCUCAUCAUGUAAGCACAGGGGCUUAUAUUUAUAUCCUGUCCACCCCACCCCCAAGAUGAGACUUUUGUUUUUGUGAGCACUUGGGUAUGCAGUGUGAUGUCAUUUGAGACCAGUCGGGCUUGAGUCAUUGACAAUGUUUAUCUUCAUGGCACAAAGAUGGCUGCCAAUUCAAUGUAUGCACUUCCUCAGUCAAAUCACCCACCAAGAGGAAAUUGUGUCAUAGCAGCACAAAGGAGGGGGAUCACAGUGGCAAUUAAAACUUUUUUUUAAAUUCAUUUCUACUUCUUCCAGUUGCCGGUUUCCAAUGGGGGAUUACGUACAGUACACGACUGUUUUGAGGGCCUUGGUUUGGUGGCUGUGCCGUAACAGUAUUUAUGGAGCGGGGGAAUAAAACCCAGGACAUAGCACCAAAAUGACAAAGUGCCCUUUUAUGUUCUUAUCAAUCAGUCAUGCACUUUUUUCCCCCCCGUAUUCUUUGUGUACAAAAGACAAAAAUACCCUUUUCGGAUCUGUCGUUCCUUCACAUUUGUUGACUGUACCUGUUUAUGCACAAAAAAAAAAACA